AUGGAGCAAAUCGAGCAGCGUGCCGUCAUUAAGUACCUCCAUAAGAAGGGGCUAUCAUCAAAAGCCAUCCAUGAUGACAUGGUCAGUACAUUAGGCGAUUGUGUUCUGUCAUAUUCAUCCGUCAAAAAAUGGAUAGCAGAAUUUAAGCGUGGUAGAGAGAGUGUGAAAGAUGAACCCCGCUCUGGAAGGCCUUCGACGUCAACUACUGACGAAAAUAUUAAAAAAAUACUUGAUUUAAUAAUGGGAGACCGCAGAUUAAAAAUUAGAGAGAUAGCCGAGAUUAUAGGCAUCUCUUAUGAACGAACUCAAAACAUCAUUGUCAACGAGUUGGGUUUCCACAAGGUGUCUGCAAGGUGGGUUCCGCGACUGCUUUCAGUUGAACAAAAAAGGACGCGAUUGACUAUUUCACGCGACUGUUUGGAGUUAUUUGAAGCCGAUGCAGAUGAUUUUUUAAAUCGUUUUGUUACUAUGGACGAAACAUGGGUUCAUUACUAUACACCGGAAACAAAACAACAAUCAAAACAGUGGAGAAGACCUGGUUCACCACCCCCUAAAAAGGCUAAGUCGAUUUUGUCGGCAAAUAAGGUGAUGGCUUCAGUAUUCUGGGACUCGAAAGGUGUGAUUAUGAUUGAUUAUCUUGAAAGGGGUCAGAAUAUAAACUCUGAUUACUACUGCACCUUACUACGUCGUUUACGAGAGGAAAUAAAAGAAAAACGUCGAGGAAUGCUCAGAAGAAAAGUCCUGUUUCAUCAAGAUAACGCCCGUGUUCACACGUCAGUACAGUCAAUGGCUGAAAUUCACAACUGUGGCUUUGAACUGUUACCGCAUCCGCCGUAUUCACCUGAUCUGGCACCAUCAGACUUCUUUCUGUUCCCUAACCUAAAAAAGCACUUGGGAGGUCAAAGAUUUUCGACAAACGACGAGGUCAAAGCAGCUGUAGACGCAUAUUUUGACUCUAAGGAAGAAUCAUUUUUUUUCAACGGUCUAAAUGCUUGGCAGGGGAGGUGGCAAAAGUGUAUUGAACUUGAUGGUGAUUAUGUAGAAAAAUAA
Messenger RNA from Parnassius mnemosyne (clouded apollo), 1050 nucleotides. Lineage: Eukaryota; Metazoa; Arthropoda; Insecta; Lepidoptera; Papilionidae. The record is from the annotation of a GenBank genome assembly.